AUGCCCAUCCGAAGACCAGGUUCCCCAGAACCCCCGGCGCCGGCGGACGAGGCAGUCAUGACGGGGUCGCAGGAGGACCCGCAGAAGAAGGAAGAGGAGAAGGUAUUCAGAGUGCAGGGAAAGGAGGAGAACGAAAAGGAGAAAAAGGAAAAGAAAAAGGAAGAGGAAAAGAAAAACGAGAAGGCGACGGGGGUUCCAAACCCCUAG
Molecule: messenger RNA, 207 nt
Organism: Neurospora tetrasperma FGSC 2508
Lineage: Eukaryota; Fungi; Ascomycota; Sordariomycetes; Sordariales; Sordariaceae
Exons: 2
Coding region: 1-207 (68 amino acids)
Source: RefSeq, a predicted model, not a curated record